Molecule: messenger RNA, 2139 nt
Organism: Meleagris gallopavo (turkey)
Lineage: Eukaryota; Metazoa; Chordata; Aves; Galliformes; Phasianidae
Source: RefSeq, a predicted model, not a curated record
UGGUGUCUGAAGGACAGUGGAGAGCCGCUGGUGGGCUGGGCCCAGUGUGCCUCCUCGUGAUCCUUGUCCCUGCAGUCCAUUCUGAUGCGUCUCCUGGUCCCAUGCUCCUCUCAAGUGACUCUUGGUCCUUGGAGGUCUCCCAUUGGAGACUGACCUCAAAGUGACCUCAGGCAGGAUGGCUCCUGGGACAGACUUACAAGAGGAAGUGACCACUUGUGUCAUCCCUACGUGGCAACCCGCGAGUUUUUUUUCGAUUCAGCCAUGGGCCAGAAAGAAUCCUUCCAGAUCCAUAGCCUGAAUACCUCAGCCCAGCUCCCUGCAGAGGGCAUCUCAGGGACCUCCCCAAAACCUAAGCACAGAGCCUAUUGGCUGCUGUGGCCACCCAGUGCCACCAGCAAGGCGAGAGCUGACUUGAGAAGUGAGCGGCCCCUUCAUCCUGCUGCAUCUGUGUGGAGCUGCGCCGCAGACACCAUGCAGCCCCAUGCCAUCCUCCUUCUGUUCUUCUUCUUCCCUGGGACCUGGGCAGAGCCAGAGGCUCUCUUCCCAUCUCCUGCAGGCUCCCACAUGCUCAAGCUUCUCCAUUUCGCCACCUUCCAAAACAGCACCUCCGUGCUUGUGGGAGGAGUGGGACUCUUGGGGGACGUGGAAAUGGGGUCUCUGGACAGCCGCACUGGGAACAUACACUACUACCUGCCCUGGAUGCGCCCAUCCUUGCCGAAAGGUGACUGGGAGGUCAUCGAGAGCUCCAUCAAGUCAUACGUGAGAGAUUUCAGCAAGCUGGUGCAGAUGUACGCCACAGUGCCCUACCCUUUUGUCUUCCAGACCUCUGUAGGCUGUGAGCUCUACUCCAACGAGACCAUCAGGACCUUCUUUGACAUUGCUUACAAUGGCCAGAUUUUCCUGCGUUUCCGCCUGGACACAGGCACUUGGGAUCAGAUGCAACAUAACCAGUUGGCAGCCAUAGCUGAGCACCUGAUGGUGAACGCCAGCACUCUCAAUGAGGUGAUCCAAGUCCUCCUCGGCGACACCUGUGUGGAGGUUCUGAGAAUUUUCAUCCAGGCUGGGAAAGCAGAUCUGGAGAGACAAGUGCCACCCAUCGCUGUGGUCUUCGCCCGCACGGCCGGCCCAGCGCAGCUCCUGCUGGUUUGCCGUGUCACCAGCUUCUACCCACGGCCCAUCACUGUCACCUGGCUGCGGGACGGCAAGGAGCUGCCCCCGAGCCCGGCGCUGAGCACCGGCACCGUGUUACCCAACGCCGACCUCACCUACCAGCUCCGCAGCACCCUGGCUGGGUGUCCCCCCGGGGAUGGGCACAGCUACGCCUGCCGCGUGCAGCACCGCAGCCUGGGUGACCGCAGCCUCCUCGUCCCCUGGGACGACUCCAAGAGGGGGCUGAGCGCGGGGCUCGGGGCCGUCCUGCUGCUGGCUGCGGCCGCCGUCGCCGCAGUGUUGGUGUGGAGAUACAGGAAGCGGCAGCGCUCGGACGGGGAGCGCGGCGUCCCUCUGGAGGAGCACCGGAGCACAGCGCAGGAUGGGACAGCCGCGGGGCAGUACGGGGGCUGCGACCAAGGGACGCCCGGUGAGGGGAGGGGGCACAUUUGAGUGCUUCUCAGCGCUGCACCUCGUGAAGGCACCCCAGUGCUCGCGGCAGCUCCCCCAGCGCCGAUAAACGUAGCCACCUGCCCACGAGCAGCGAGCUGCGCCCUCCCGUUGGCACCUUCUGCAUUUUACUGCCCACCCACCGCUUUUAUUAACCCUAUUCCGGAGAUAUUUGUGUCCUAUCCCUCCCCAGCCCCCUCCUUCAGCGACGCCCACCAGCGGCGCUGGAAGCGCUGAGCAGCACCGAGCUCUACUGUGAUCCGAGACGAAAAGCGACGCUCAAACACUGCCUUGCUCGCCACGGAGAUGCGGGUGUGAGUGGGGUUUGGGUGAAAACAGGCAGGUUUGAGGCAAAUGGAGCGUGGAAUAAAUGAAUAGUUAGACCCAUAGGUUGUACAGCUUGUGCGGAAAUCCCAACCCACGAGUACUUCCCUCUGUGGGCAUAACUGUGGUGUGGGGCGAGGUGCUUCCAGAUGAUGGGGGCAACACCCCCAAUCCCCCAUCUGCGCUCCUGAACAAUUCCAGCUCCAAAAGCAGUGG